CAGUCUCCCGCAAUUUUCUCGUCGUCCUUCCCGCUUCCUUCCCUUCACCCUCCGCCCUCAGAUGACCGCGCAAUGUCAUCUAGCAGCUUUGCCGCUGCUCAGGAACGCAUUCUAGCACGGCAGACAGCCAGACAACAAGAAGCCCGCACCCUCAUUCAGCAGCCCGAUAUUACCAGUGGCCGCUCCUCCUUGACGCGAAUCACUCAGUCCCUGCGACCCAAGUUGUCUUCAUUCUGGAUAACUCUGCUAGAGUCGGAGGGCACACGGCCAGCCUUUCGAGUUGGGCAAGUGGAUGCCGAACUCCUGGAUGAGGAGUUGCUGGGGCUAUUGAAAACACAAGUGGCAGAUGCCCUGAAAUACCUCGGGGCGCAUCUUCAGGAUGACUGGUCGCAAGAAAUUCUGCUUGCCCUCAGAGCGAUACUGUUCAAACUAUCUAUAUGGGACAACGAUGCUUCCUAUGGCGCGGCUCUACAGAACCUCCGAUACGUCGACGCAAGGAAAUCUGGAUUGGAUCUUCCGAAACCGACCAGAUGGCAAAAGAGUCUUUACGGGCUAUUAACGGUCUUUGGGCGGUAUGGAUGGGACAAGUGGGAAGAUUGGCUGAUCGACCAAGAGCGAGGUUACACAGCUCCUUCAGAGACAGUCCAGAGGCUGAUGCGAUUCACCUCCUUUGUCUCUACAACACAUUCCAUCGCCGCCUUUUGUUCCUUCCUGGUGUUCCUCGUCAAUGGACGCUACCGGACUCUUACAGAUCGCUUGCUGAGAUUGAGACUGAUGUCGCCAUCUAAUCAAGUUAGCCGGGAAGUCUCGUUCGAGUAUCUGAACCGUCAAUUAGUCUGGCAUGCCUUUACUGAAUUUUUACUAUUCCUCUUGCCGUUGGUCGGCAUUAGUCGAUGGCGAAGAUGGCUCUCCAGGAUGUGGAAGAAAACGAAAGAUGCCAUGAAGUCGCAAUCAGAAGCAGAAGACGACGGUGAGAAGACCAAAAGCGGGCCACUGGCUUUUCUACCCGAAAGGACUUGCGCCAUUUGCUAUCAGGACCAGAACCCAACAUCGACUUCCGAAGCCGAGAUCCUAGGAGCAAACGCUGCCGCUGGAGGAGGCGUCAUUGGCUCAGCCACUACCGAUGUGGUGAAUCCUUACGAGACCAUUCCAUGUGGCUGUAUCUACUGCUUUGUAUGUAUAGCCACCAAAAUUGAAGCCGAGGAGGGUGGUGGCUGGACAUGUCUGCGUUGCGGAGAAAUCAUAUAUAAAUGCCAGCCGUGGAACGGUGACAUCGUCCUGGUUGGGAAAAAGGGCAGCAAUAAAAACGCCAAAUCGGUCGGCUUCUCUGUCGCCAACGAUGAUUCGAGCGAGAAUUACCGAGAUGGACCGUCCGAAGAGACGCCAGAAAUGAUGGACUCCGCCUUGACCGGGAGCCAGUGGAGCAUGGCGGAUCAGGAGUCCUCUAUCACUUAACGUUUCAAACUUCAAGGGCAUGGUCAUACACUGGGCCCAUGGAGCUACUGUGGGCUGUACUCCAUUCAACCGCCGCCAAAGAUUUCACGUUCCGAAAGCAGUGACAUUGGAAAGGACUGGACUCUACCGGCAUGCAAGACGACGAGCAACUGGCUGAGCGUGGAUUAAGAACCAGAUGGUGGAGAGCAUCACAACAGUUCUCAUUUCUGGGCGCCUAAAGUGCGCUCCGUCCCAAGUCAACAAGCUCUGCCAGAGCCGGUCCACUAGUCGACUCAGGUAUAUGUCCUUCCGUUGGCGAUCAAAUUCUCGUAUGUUUCUUUGUCAUGGCCUGGAACGACCUGGCCCUUGGUCGUCCUCUCCAAGUGCUUCAACCGCUGAGUGCUCUGGAACCAUGAUGGAUGAUCUCUAGCAAGCCACCCUUGAGGGAUACCAUCGCGCCACUGGUGGGAAAUAGUUCAGUACUGAGCAAGCUGAGGUGUGAAAGACACUCACAUUUUCAAUGACGUGGCAGUGGUCACUGAUGAAGAAGAACGUCCCACUGUCCGGCAUGUUGAUUUGCAUUCCAAUCAGUCCUGUGGCCAGUCAGCAACUCCUUUUUUUUUCUUCAACCAGGCAGCGCAGCUCUCACCGUCAGUGUGGCCUGGUAAAUGAUGCAGGGUGAUGCCUUGGCAGAAAUCGAACGUUCGCUCAUCGAAAGUCUUCCAAUUCCUGCAAACCGUCAGAAUACGCACUUCUGCGCCGGAAGCGACGGCCACAUACAAGCUCAAUUUGAGGUAAUGUUCCAGGUAGACGCCCACAUCGGCGCCCGUCGCAACAGACCAGAAAGCUGCCCUGAGUUCUCGGUCGUGGACCCAAAUCUCAACGUCCUUUCUGUCAAGGAAUUCGUCUAACCCUCCCGCAUGGUCGAGGUGUAGAUGACCGAUGAUGAUUUUCUUGAUAUCCUCGAGCUUAUUUCCCGUGGCCUCAACCGCGGCCUUCAGCUCAUGCUGAGGCUCAUAGCGCACCCGAGAAAACACGUCAGACACCACAGGGCCCCAGAUCUCAGGGUAGUCCUUGCCACAACCCGUCUCCCACAAGAUGAGACCCUCAUGCGGGUGUUCGAUAAGGAUACAAAACACGGGAAGCUCCCUCCGUUUGUUGACAAAGGACUUGUUUUCGGUGCUCUUUAGGCUGGUGUUGCCGCCACGAACCACGAAGGCUUCGUCACACUCGAGCCAGCCUACCUCCAUGAUAUGAAACUUUGUUCCUUUAGGGCAGACAUUGGAAACGUGGUUGGGCACGGCACCCCGAUCGAUUUGGCCUUGGAUAGCAGACAUUGUUGAAGAGAAGCGAUGAUGACCCACGGAUUGGGAAGAAGAGUGCAGUCCUGGAAGAGACAGAUGGCUGGGAGCUCAAAUACAGGAUUUGAGGGGCUCCUACAGCUAUCGAGCUCGCCCCGCAUCCCAGAUUGUUGAACUCACUCCACCUGCGGAGUGUGCGGACGAAGAUGAGGCAAGAGUAACCAUUUCUGGCGUCUUUCAAGGAGGAGUGGAAGCGGAGUCAUCGAAGCAGGGGCAUUUUCCGAGACUGUAGCAAGCAUCUCGAGCUCGCUAGCUCGACGACAUGGUCGCCCCCAAAGCCUCGGAUUUCGCACCAACGGGAAGACCGCAGUUGGAAUUUGCGAGAGAACGAGAGGGGAAACCAUGGAUUUUUCGAUACGAGCCACCGGAACCGCGUUUCUGGCAGGCCGUGACGUACUCAGAAUCCAAGCGCACUCCACGGUGAAGCACCGCAAAGCCUCCAAUUGGGUCCUUUUAGAGGGGCACAGAAGGGGGGCAGAUCUAUCUUGAUUUUCCUCCGGAUGGGGAAGCAUCCGAGGCACCUAAGUACUCCAACAAGACCAUGUGGACAGAUUGGCAUGUGUUUGGUUCUAUCCAGCUUCUCCAAAGUAUCUGUUGUAGGCAGCGAACCAGCUUGGACG
Molecule: messenger RNA, 3415 nt
Organism: Cladophialophora immunda
Lineage: Eukaryota; Fungi; Ascomycota; Eurotiomycetes; Chaetothyriales; Herpotrichiellaceae
Exons: 1
Coding region: 73-1455 (460 amino acids)
Biological process (GO): protein import into peroxisome matrix
Cellular component (GO): peroxisomal membrane
Molecular function (GO): zinc ion binding
Source: RefSeq, a predicted model, not a curated record